Messenger RNA from Impatiens glandulifera, 883 nucleotides. RefSeq lists its product as uncharacterized. The transcript is spliced from 3 exons. The coding region runs from base 92 to 550 and encodes 152 amino acids. Lineage: Eukaryota; Viridiplantae; Streptophyta; Magnoliopsida; Ericales; Balsaminaceae. The record is from RefSeq and is a predicted model, not a curated record.
UGUAAAAGGCAAAUCGUGGGCCUCGAUCUAGUUCCUGUCCUCGGCUUCUCUCUGCAAUCGUUUCUUCUCCGUUUGAUAUUUCAAUUCAUUCAUGGCGCGUCUCCUCCGAAUAGGGUUAUCCAUUUCUUCAUGUCCUUGCGCAUCCAUCCGUCCUUUUCUCAUAACCAACAGAACCAGAUCGAAUCUAUCUGGAAAAGGCCAAUUGAUUGACAUAGACCUAGAAUCUGACGGAGAUUUUGAGGUUAUGGAUAUGCGCAGGCUUGAAGAUGUUAUCCAUGGCAUCAUCGUCAAACGUGCUGCACCCGAUUGGCUCCCUUUCCGACCCGGUUCCUCCUAUUGGGUUCCUCCCCGUAAUCGCCCUUCUGGGGUUGUCGAUAUUAUAAGGAAAUUGGCUUCCCCUCUAUCAGAAGAUGAGGCCAUGUCCCUUAGUUCCUCACGAGGUUGGCCCUCAUCCGCUUUCUUCAUUGAAGCAAGUGCUCCAACACAUCCUGUUCUUGAGGGAGGUGAGGUUGAAGUGAAGGUUCAUGUUAAUAGUGACGAUGAAGAUUGAGAUGCGUGUAUACUUAAGUUGCUGGGGACAGACAGACAGACAAUCUUAAUGAGUUUGUUUACAUUGAAAUGGAGUUUUGCAGACCGCUUCAUCUUUGUAUAUACGUAUAACUUCAAAUGUGCGGAAAGGGAAAGCUCUUGAGAUGAGAUAUAUACACCAUUUGUACAGUGAGUAGAGAUGACUGAAGAUGAUAAGAAGAAGUUGCUGACUUUUUCAGUCUACUAUCUAUCCAAAUUCUCAAUUUGCUUUCCUUAUUUCUGUUCUUCUUGGAACAUAUGGACUAUAAUAUGUUAUAUGGUUGGUUGAAUUCAAUAAAAUAAUCAUGUUUCUUUU